AUGACUCGAGAACCUACAAACUCGCUAAUACUUACCAAACUCGAUCAAUCGCUCCUCGCGGAUCCACAGAUUCUCGCCGAUCUCUUGGUUUCUCGCAACUUCAACGUGGAGUUGGUCUUUCUACCCAAAUUCGCUAGAUACAUCAUCAUCUGUGCAUCUAGUCUGGUGGCCCUUCAUGUUCAAGAUUUCUUAUCGCAAAAUCUCAAGGAUAAAGUGACAAUCUCCUAUAGCAUCAAAGACAACCGGCUGGAGAUCUUGGAGGACCACCUGUGGCUAUUGCAAUCCGAAAAGGGUGAUUCAACGUAUCUUGAGCUUCCUCUGGAGGAAGGUACACGAAGAUUUCUCAUUCUGCCUCCACUUUCGCCCCAUACGGAGUGGUCUGACUACGGUAAGGAAGAGGAGGGCCCCAACAAGAAGGCCGUCUACUCUCCAGAAGAGCUUUCCCAUCUUCUAUGGGACCGGUUUGGAGGUUUCGAAAGUUCAACUCUCAAAAGAUUCAAUGUGGAGGCCAGCGACGACGAUGAAAACGAAGAAGAAGAUACUCUGGGCUUUGUAGACAUUUCUAAUGGGCCUGAGGUGCUUUUUGAAGACAUUCACAGCGGAGUGCCAGCUAUAGUGGUGGAUAGUGUGAAGAAUCAGAAAAAGGGCUACACUCCGCCACUUCCCAAAACGGCCAUGCCGCCACAAUAG
This is a messenger RNA of Sungouiella intermedia, 690 nucleotides long. NCBI's taxonomy places the organism in Eukaryota, Fungi, Ascomycota, Pichiomycetes, Serinales, Metschnikowiaceae. The record is from the annotation of a GenBank genome assembly.